AUGCUAUUACGCCCCUUUGAGAACACUGAGGUUAAGGAAGCCCUAUUUUCUAUGUUCCCUGACAAAGCCCCAGGUCCUGAUGGGAUGAAUCCGGAAUUUUACCAACACUAUUGGGAUGUAGUUGGUGGGGAUGUCUCAGAUUUCGUGCUAAAUUGUUUAAAUUCUUGCUCAUUCCCGAAUGGUCUCAAUUCAACGAAUGUGGUUCUAAUUCCUAAGAAUAGUGUGUCCGAGAAUGUGUCUGAUUUAAGGCCUAUUGCUUUAUGCAAUGUAGUGUAUAAGAGUGCCUUUAUCCCAGAUAGGCUUAUAACUGAUAAUAUCCUUGUUGCUGCGGAAAUUGGUCACUAUCUCAAUCGGAAGCAGUGUGGUGUGGUUGGUUGGGAAGCCCUUAAGUUGGAUAUGGCAAAAGCAUAUGACCGUAUGGAGUGGCCCUUCCUACGCAGAAUGUUAGAAGCCUUGGGCUUCGAUGUUAGGUGGGUUGAUUUAAUUAUGCUUUGUGUAUCUUCGGUUUCUUAUAACUUCCUCAUCAUUGGGACCCCGUCUGGUGAGGUUGUUCCAACCCGCGGAUUGCGCCAGUGUGAUCCACUCUCCCCAUACUUGUUUAUCAUUUGUGCAGAGGGACUCUCUUUGUUGUUACAGAAAGCUCAAGCAGAGGGUUCAAUACGAGGUUGUAGGGUGGCUAGGGGGGCUUCCCCAGUCUCUCACUUGUUCUUUGCGGAUGAUAGCCUCCUAUUCUUUAGAGCUAAUGCCCAAGAAGUAGGAGCGGUCAAACACUGUUUGGAUUUAUACGAAAAUAUGUCUGGUCAGGCAGUGAAUUACCACAAAUCCAAUGUCUGUUUUAGCAUAAAUACACAGACCCAUCACAGGGAGGAAGUGGUGGCGGUUUUGGGAGUUGACCAGGCCCCGAAUUUUGGAAAAUACAUGGGAUUACCAGCUUUUGUGGGUAGAAAUAAAAGGGCGGCUUUCUCUUAUAUUGAAGAUAAAAUUAAGCAACGUGUGGGGUCUUGGAAUAAGAAGUUGCUCUCACAGGCUGGUAAGGAGAUUCUAUUGAAAAGUGUAGCUCAUGCUAUGCCUACUUUUUCAAUGAGUGUCUUUUUACUCCCUGAGUCAGUAUGUUUAUCCAUCGAGAGGACCAUGAACCGUUUCUGGUGGGGUGCAGGGACAAAGAGAAGAAUCCAUUGGAAGGCAUGGGAUCGUUUAUGUAAGCCUAAGAAGUUUGGUGGUUUAGGCUUCAAGGAUCUUCGAGCUUUCAACUUGGCCAUGUUGGGCAAGCAGGCUUGGCGGUUCCUUUUAAACCCCAAUUCUCUGGUUGCAAGAAUCUACAAAGCAAGGUAUUACCCUCGGACCUCUUUCAUUGAUGCUACUAUUGGGAGUUGCCCAAGUUAUUGCUGGCGUAGUAUUAUGGCAGCCCAUGAUUUGAUUUGUGGGGGUGUGAGGCGCAGGAUCGGGGAUGGAAAAGAUACUCUGAUCUGGGGUCACCCUUGGCUCCCAGAUGGUCUGAAUCCAAUUGUACAAACGCCCAUGCCUGAGCAGCUUAAUGGAUCACUUGUGUCUGGAUUGAUUGAUGCCAAUACUGGUAUGUGGGACAUCCCUAUUCUGAAUGACAUAUUUACCUCUCAGGAUGUUCUACGCAUAAGUAGGAUUCCCAUUUCUCCAGGUUAUGAAGACUCGUGGUAUUGGCAUGGUGACCCAAAGGGAUGUUAUACGGUCAAAAGUGGUUAUAGAACCAUCCUGGGUGAUUAUUCUAGCAUGGAUGAUAACUUUGGGGAGCGGAUCUCAAUGUGGAAAAUUAAAGUGCCUCCCAAAUGGAAGACCUUUCUUUGGAGAGCAUUAGAUGAUACUCUCCCGGUUACCACCAACCUACAUUUAAGAAGGGUGGAUGUUGAGCUUGCAUAUCCUAAGUGUGGUCUUUCUCAUGAGAAUAUUAUGCAUGCGUUAGUUUCGUGUGAAUACUCACAACAUGUUUGGAGUGCUACCAACCUACCUAUCCCAUCUAUUGUUGGUGUUUCUUUUAACAUGUGGUUCUCAUCUAUUCUCUAUGACUUACCUGAAGGAGUUGUUGGUGCGGUCGUGGCAGUACUAUAUUUUCUUUGGAGAGCACGGAACUCAACAGUUUGGGAGGGAUUCCUGCCGUUACCUGCGAAGGUCGUCUCAGCGGCGUUCGCAGCGCUCCAUGCUUGGCGGGAGAUUCACGGCGGCCAACCCUCUGUCACGAGUCCAGUUCUGAGCUCCACCAGUGCAGUACCAACCUUGCCAACAUCCCAUGCUACAUUGCAACAUACACAGGUGGAGACCCCGAGGUGCUACUUCGACGCACGUUUUUGUUCCUCCUCACUAAAAGCGUCGUUUGGAGCUGUUCUGCUUUCGGCCACUGGAAGUUUUAUAGCUGCCUGUGCAGGUCCUAUCUCAAGCUGCUUUUCACCAUUAAUGGCGGAGGCGGUAGCAUCGAAGGAGGCGCUUUCAUGGCUCCGCGAUAGAGGCGUUUCAAAUGUUGCGGUCUUCACCGAUUGUUCGCAACUCCGGUCGUAUCUGGCUUCGGCCUCACCAGUUCUUUCACUUGCAGGGUUCGCCAUUCAGACUUCUAGGUUGCUGCUAUCAUCAUUUAACUCUUGUGUCGUUAGUCUUGUUCCAAUAUCAGCAAACGUCAUUGCACACACUCUUGCGGCUUCGGCCUUUUCGCAGAUUACUACUUUGUACUGGGACUCGGUCCCUCCAAACUCUAUUUCUGCUCAGUUUGAUUAA
Ipomoea triloba (trilobed morning glory) is the source of this 2739-nucleotide messenger RNA. RefSeq lists its product as uncharacterized. Gene Ontology annotation, molecular function: nucleic acid binding; RNA-DNA hybrid ribonuclease activity. Lineage: Eukaryota; Viridiplantae; Streptophyta; Magnoliopsida; Solanales; Convolvulaceae. The coding region runs from base 1 to 2739 and encodes 912 amino acids. The record is from RefSeq and is a predicted model, not a curated record. The transcript is spliced from 2 exons.